Messenger RNA from Coprinopsis cinerea okayama7#130, 1032 nucleotides. Its product is annotated as ribosome biogenesis protein NSA2. Gene Ontology annotation, biological process: maturation of 5.8S rRNA; maturation of LSU-rRNA. The transcript has 6 exons. Gene Ontology annotation, cellular component: preribosome, large subunit precursor; nucleolus. The record is from RefSeq and is a predicted model, not a curated record. The coding region runs from base 1 to 879 and encodes 292 amino acids. NCBI's taxonomy places the organism in Eukaryota, Fungi, Basidiomycota, Agaricomycetes, Agaricales, Psathyrellaceae.
AUGAUUUGGGACGUCACGUGCGCAAUAUUUGAGUCCGACGCGGCACCGCUUUUGGGUUUUGGUUUUGGGCAACUUGAUCUUUUCGUCCGUGCAACCAUGCCUCAGAACGAAUAUAUCGAGGAGCACAUUAAGCGGCAUGGAAGACGGCUAGAUUACUUUGAGCGAAAGCGUAAACGCGAAGCUCGAGCCGUCCACAAACAAUCCGCCGUAGCCCAAAAGCUCUUCGGUAUCAAGGCUAAGAUCCUGCACGCCAAACGCCAUGCCGAAAAGGUGCAGAUGAAAAAGACGCUCAAGGCGCACGACGAACGCAACGUCAAGCAGCCGGAUACCGCAGCCGUCAGCCAGGAUGCACUUCCUACUUAUCUGUUGGACCGUGAAAACCAGAAGGAUGCCAAAGCGUUGUCGAGUGCGAUCAAGCAGAAGAGGAAGGAUAAGGCUGCGAAGUAUUCGGUGCCGUUGCCUAAAGUGAGGGGUAUUGCGGAGGAUGAGAUGUUCAAAGUGAUGAGGACGGGCAAGAGUAAGAGCAAGUCGUGGAAGAGGAUGGUCACGAAGGCUACGUUCGUUGGGGAAGGGUUUACGAGGAAACCUCCGAAGAUGGAGAGGUUUGUUCGGCCUAUGGCAUUGAGGUAUAAGAAGGCCAACGUUACGCAUCCUGACCUAAAAGCAACGUUCCAGUUGCAAAUCUUGGGUGUCAAGAAAAACCCUCAGUCGCCUAUGUACACGCAGUUGGGUGUGCUCACCAAGGGUACCGUUAUCGAGGUCAACGUUUCCGAACUCGGUAUGGUCACCACUGGAGGAAAGGUCGUCUUUGGGAAGUACGCUCAGAUCACGAACAACCCAGAGAACGACGGUUGUAUCAACGCUGUACUUUUGGUCUAAUUGUGGCAAACCCUUUGUAGUUUCUUCUUAUGAUCCUUCACGACACUUUUUGCAUGUAGCUUUAGCCCCAUAUACACCCUGUAAUUUGUUCAUCUUGCACCACACGCUAUUUCGUUGCAAUGGAUUUUGUUGCGUCAGCAUGAUGCUGGACAU